This is a messenger RNA of Penicillium riverlandense, 954 nucleotides long. Its product is annotated as RING finger domain protein. Lineage: Eukaryota; Fungi; Ascomycota; Eurotiomycetes; Eurotiales; Aspergillaceae. Gene Ontology annotation, molecular function: ubiquitin protein ligase activity; zinc ion binding. Bases 1 to 954 code for a protein of 317 amino acids. The record is from RefSeq and is a predicted model, not a curated record. The transcript is spliced from 6 exons.
AUGGAAACAGGUUCGCUGGGGCGUGCAAAAUCUUCGCGCAAGAGAAAAUCAGCGGGAACCCUGGUGCCAUCCAAUGUCGAAUUGAUCGAUUUGACCGGCGACGACCCUACACCUGCGCCCAAACGAACACCCCGAGCAAAGAAACGGCGACGCGAAGACUCCAACCCACCCGCUACGCCCGAACGUCGUCUGCGAAGAUUCCGCCCCUAUCCACCGGCGUCGUGCAUGGAUAGAUUGCAUCGAUCGAGGACCCAAAGGAUGUAUGUGGUAGGACAUACGGUGGGCGGCACAGACGAAGUACCGGAGAUCUCGUUUGACAUGGUCGGCACGACCGGGAAUCUGUACAAGACGGUGAUUGGGAAGGUGCCGUCCUGCGACUGCCCUGACGCCACGAAGGGGAACCAGUGCAAGCACAUCUUCUACGUGCUGGUGAAUGCGCUCAAAGCACCCGAACACCUCCAGUACCAGCUGGCUUUUCUUUCCGACGAACUCCGUGAAAUGUACCGUGGAUCCCCCUGCGCCGCGGACAAGCUGCUUCCACCGAAGACACGGGUGGCAAGCAGAGACCCGUCGAGGGGGACUGUCCCAUCUGCUUCAUGGAAUUCGAGGCAAACGAGGCCAUCGUUUUCUGCCGCGCGGCCUGCGGGAACAACAUUCACAAGGUCUGUUUCGAUCAAUGGGCCGCCACCACACGUUCUUCCGGUCCGAGCGCCUUGGAAAUUCGAUAAGCCUAACCACGACCUUGAAUCUCUCAAAAAGGAUGGCCGUGUCAACGCAGAAGGCUAUGUCAAUGUGGCGGAACAGUUUGGAUUGUCUGGUAAACGAGAAUGGUCCUCGUACUCGCCUUGGUUCAACCGUCGUCGGAGGCGCGGGUUGUCACGAUACGAUGAAUAUGGAGACCCCUAUGAUUCGGACGACCUCUCAUGUGACUCCAAUGGUGUCCCAAUUAUGUGA